CUCACGGGGCCGCUGGGACUCAUGGACCCUCACUCAACAAGAGCGCAAUUUAAUACAAGAGGGCCUAAGGCGGGGCCAACCAGGACUAUGACCGUACAACCACUUCCCCGCACCAUGUCGCAACCGGACAAGGAGAAGGCUCCAACUCGUCCGGCAGCUCGCAGCCGCAAGUCGUCUACAGCCUCCUUACUUUCGGCAGCGCCUCGGCCGAUCGCGACGAACUCGAGGGUCAAGCACGACGAGCAGCUGAAGAAAGACAUGUAUUUGUCGUUUGUAAACAAUGCGUUGCAACAGAAGGCACUCGGAAAUACCGAACCCUACGAUGAACUGGUCGAGCAGUUUGCUUUCAAACAUACCAAGGGCAAUAUGCCCUCUCCCACACCCCAGCUGCGCUUUUGGCUCAUCGCGCUAUCCCAUGCUGUUUCCCGACUCGGGCGACAACACUUCACGCUCGUAGAAGCAAUCGUGAACAUGCCGUGGAGUACGAUGGAAUCGUCUUUCGUAAAAACUUACUCGUCAUUUACUGGCGUGCUUCUGAGCGCGAGGCCAGAAUAUCUUUCGUUGAUCCUGGGCAAGAUCGCGCGCGGGUUCACAUACCAAUCUGGUCUCCAAGCGCUCGAUGCCGGUCCUGCGGAAACGUCGUCACGUCCUCUCACUCGCCGCAUAGUCUACGACCGCCUCCAUUACCUCUUGCGCCACUUGCUCGACCUUAUACCCACUCUUUCAUCUACCCUCGAACCUCUGCUGAUCCAAAACUUCCCACACAAGAGGCAAAAUGUCGUUUCUCAAGUCACGUACAUUCGCAACCUCCUGCGAAUCACGGAAUACUGUCCUGAACUGGCGGACAGGAUACUAGCCACCAUCGUGGAUCGCUCCAUACAGAUCGACGUCGAAAUCCAAGUUGAGCUGGAAGAGCUCGAGGAAGUAGCGGCACAGGCUCAGGAGGAUGUCUUCGAGCUUGACCCCUUUGACACAGUUGUUGGUCAAGACGGGGACUCCGAAAGUGACGACGACGAAAGCGACGAUGAUGACAACCUUAGUGAUCUAUCGUCGGACGCCGGAGACGUCGACGAUGACGAACCCGAGACAGCGGAGCUCGCGAUGGAUAUGUCCCAAGUGCAGGAAAUGGUCCGCAAGCUUGAUGCUAUCCUCAAUCUCAUAUUCAAUCACUUCAGCCAUUCGCAUGUCGACAUUGUUCCGGCGCGGAAUCGCUUGUCGAGAUCACCCUCGAUGUCGAGACCUGACUCGCCCGUCUCUAGUAUCGGAGACGUUUCAUCUACCCCACGUCCUCCGUCACCGCUGUCCAUUGAACGCGGCAAGUCGCGAAGACGCGCUCAAUUCUACAACCUCCUCUCUAUAUUCGAUCGGACCAUCAUCCGCACGUUCAAAUCCCGAUACACGCAAUUCCUCGUGUUCUGGUACUCCUCGUUGGACCCCGAGUUCAGCGAUCUGUUUCAAGGAAUGCUGCUUUCCAAAGCACUGUUGGAGACGGAUCAGCCUGCGGUAACUCGGGCAGCUGCGACCAGCUACGUGGCGAGCUUCGUCAGCCGCGCUCGGUUCGUCGACCAGGACGGCACGCGGAAGGUCGUCGCCUUACUGUGCAACUUCCUGAAGAGCCAGUUGGACAUGUUCGAGGCGGUGGAGCAGACCGGCAUUGGCUUACCUAGUGGAGCGCACCAGACAGUGUUUUACGCUGUGGCGCAGGCAGUCUUCCUAAUCUUCUGCUUCCGGUGGCGUGAUCUGCUCGCGAUAACCGAGGAAGACGUCGACGAAACGCACGAGAGCGCACCACCGAUGUCGUCUAGCAAGUGGAUGUCCGAAUUGGAUGUUAUGCAGAGGGUGGUGCAGUCGUCGCUGAACCCGCUGAAGGUAUGCUCCUCAACUGUGGUCAUGCAGUUCGCGCGGGUUGCGCACGCCACCAAUUUCGUCUAUUGCUACUCGAUCAUCGAGGCGAACAAGAGGGCGGAAUACAACACCAACACCACUGCACCAACAUCGAUGGAUGGACGUCGCCUCCAUGUUCACAGACGUCAUUCAGAUGUGUUGUCCGACCCUCUCACCGCCGAAUUGAACACGUUCUUCCCGUUCGACCCUUACAACCUUCCGAAAUCAAGCCGUUACAUCCAGGGUGUUUAUCGCGAGUGGGAUUCGGUAGCCAUAGACGACGGUGAAGAGGAGGACGAUGAGGAUGAGGACGAUGAUGAUGACGAAGCGUCUAGCGACGCCGAAGAGCAUCCGCCGCCGACGUCGCCUCCGAUUUCCAACAUCCCUAUCUUGCGGAAUGGGUCGGCGGGGGACGACGAGAAGCUGGGUGCUUCUUUUGACGCGAUGAGCAUCAGCAUAUAAAGCUGGCGGCCCUGUCAUCGUCAUGAUCGUGUUGAUGUGAUGUGCUUUGUAUCUAUUCCAUCCGUGUUGUAUU
Messenger RNA from Punctularia strigosozonata HHB-11173 SS5, 2419 nucleotides. Its product is annotated as RNA polymerase I-specific transcription initiation factor RRN3. Gene Ontology annotation, cellular component: nucleus. Bases 115 to 2346 code for a protein of 743 amino acids. The transcript is spliced from 5 exons. Gene Ontology annotation, molecular function: RNA polymerase I general transcription initiation factor activity; RNA polymerase I core binding. The record is from RefSeq and is a predicted model, not a curated record. Gene Ontology annotation, biological process: transcription initiation at RNA polymerase I promoter. NCBI's taxonomy places the organism in Eukaryota, Fungi, Basidiomycota, Agaricomycetes, Corticiales, Punctulariaceae.